This is a messenger RNA of Prunus avium (sweet cherry), 1367 nucleotides long. RefSeq lists its product as uncharacterized. The record is from RefSeq and is a predicted model, not a curated record. Lineage: Eukaryota; Viridiplantae; Streptophyta; Magnoliopsida; Rosales; Rosaceae. Gene Ontology annotation, molecular function: zinc ion binding; nucleic acid binding.
AAGAGUGCGGAAAUUUUGUUCGCAGAUUUCUGAGAAUUUCCUGGUACAAAACCCAGCUCUUUUCUUAGCCAAAAAAACCCAGCUCUCUUCUUCAUGCAUACAUGCAAGAGAGCUAAUUGGUGGGUGGAGGAAACGAAGUUUGCUUGGUUUCUCUCAGCCCACUUCUUUCUUCCGUUAAAAACCCAACACACUGCACUUUACUGCAUUCAAUUUCCAACCCAGCUACAGAUUCUCACAUAGUUGACUGUACCAUUUUACUUCCUCUUUCUUUAAUCGCCCUUUAAACCCAGUUUCCUUCUCUGUUUUUUUCCUAGUUAAGAGCUUCAAUCAAAUGCUCUGAUGCCCAAUUUUCCAGAACACUUAUUUUUCAUGUGGGUUCCAAGUUCCUACCAAUUGCAAUUUCGCAGACAAGCAUAGCCGGCCAAAAAAACACCAAACCCAGCUGUGUUUUUGUAUUUCAGGUUUGAAAUGGCUAGCUGUUCAGAAGAAAUGGAUAAAGCCAUUGCAAAAUUGCAUCAAAACUUUCAGGACCUAAGGUACCACCUUGAGAAGGCAUUCUUAGAGCAGGGCAGAGCCUUGUUGAAAUUUGAAGCUCAAUGGAAUGAUCUUAAGAAAGAGCACAAGAAAGGUCUUGAGCAGCAUGAGGUCAACCUGCAGCAAAUGGGUAUCUCAGUGCCAUCAAUUGGGACAGGACACUUUGCUACUGCAAAUCCGAAUGCCGCCUUGUGGAGCAACACCACUGCUUGGGCUUCUGGAAAUGGUACUCCGACUGCUUGGGCUUCUGGAAAUGGUACUCCAACUUCUCGGGCAUCUGGAAAUGGUACUCCAAAACUUCAUUGUGACAUAUGCAAUGUUUAUUGCGACACCAAGGAGGUACUUGAUAAGCAUAAAUUGGGAAAAAAGCACAAGAUGAACAUGGAUAAGUUGAAAGGCAAAAAACCCAUCCCUGGACAAACUAGUAAGAGGAAAGCUGCUUAUCAACCUGUAGAGGAUUUGGAAACUAAGAGAAGGAAGGUUCUUGAAAGUGGGGCAGCACCCCAUACUUUAAGGACUUGUGCUAUAUGUAAUGUGGUCUGUCUUAGUGAGACAGAUUUCAAUAAUCAUCGUGCGGGGCAGAGGCAUGCCGAUGCUGUUGUUGCUAUGGUGAAGAAGCAUGCAGCUGGAACAAGUAGCCACCACCAGCCGGAAAGGAGAUUUUAUGGUGGAAAUCAAUAACUUGCAGUACUGCAGUGAGGCUGUGAGCAUCUAUAUUGAUAUUAAACUCCGAAUAAUGUAUGUUUCUGUUCUUAUACCAAAAAACAUUUGUUUAUGUACUUCUUUAACUAAUUGAUUGGAAGGUCUUGAAUGUCAACCCAUUGAAACAAAAA